AUGAUGACACCCUUACCUUUUGGCCAACAGGACAAGACUAUUGUGUAUCUAGAUGACCCUAAGCCGGAGCGUUGGCAAAGCUGCUUAGCAUAUGGAGCAGAGGAACGUGUAUUCUAUACCAGACUAGACCCAACUGAAAUGACGUUGCCAACGGUACUUGACCAAUUGUUCGAAUCUUCCAUGGAAACGAUGCAGAAACACUUUCGAGAGACAAAUGUUACAAGAACGUUUCCAGCUCAAGGAAGUGUCUCUUCAUCGAAAUACCGAUUCAUGUCAUUACAAUUGACCUCGGGUGACUUCAGCGAUACGAAGUUCCAGUGGCCCGAACAAAACGAAAGUUAUGAGGGUAUGAUUGUGAGACCAAAAGUUAUGAUAGCGCGGAUACGAAACUUAUUAUAG
Messenger RNA from Prunus armeniaca (apricot), 399 nucleotides. The record is from the annotation of a GenBank genome assembly. Lineage: Eukaryota; Viridiplantae; Streptophyta; Magnoliopsida; Rosales; Rosaceae.